Molecule: messenger RNA, 2415 nt
Organism: Menidia menidia (Atlantic silverside)
Lineage: Eukaryota; Metazoa; Chordata; Actinopteri; Atheriniformes; Atherinopsidae
Source: the annotation of a GenBank genome assembly
AACGCUCAAGGCAGCAGCUUCGCCCUCAGCUGCUCGCAGUCCUCCUCAGUCCUGCGCUGAGGACGCCGAACUGACGACUGCUACUACGACAAACUUCUGGGUCAGCUUGAAUUCUACCUCCACACCCUAAUCUGCACUGCUCUUCAGAUGGGAGGUCACCAACUGCUCAUCACCUUUACCCAAAUGCACCGUCUGCCCGUCUCCUGUAUAUGAUGGCUGCCUGGGGCCUUUUUAUGCACCUGAACACCCUGGAGCAGAGCUGCUUGUUACCAUGGUGAUCAUUUUCUCAAAAACACUGGAAAAGAAGAAGGGUGUCAAUGAUGUAAUGUCCAAACGCAUCACGAGACAGCCGACUGAGCUCCACAUCAUGAGCAGAGGGACCACCCUCUUCUCCUGUGGAACUGUGGAGGCAGAUGGAUGGCUGGACUUGGGGCGAACCUGCGGCAUCCAGCAGAAAGCUUCCUGUCAGACUGAGUCCACGCUUGAGAGCCUGUGGGAUACGAUGCCUGAGCCUGGCAGCCGGCACUGGGCCAAGGAACCAGGCAGCGCCGCAGCCAUCACCAGUCUGAUAAGGGACCUGAGCCUGGGCAACGGGGGAACCAUGGGCACCCACGUGAUGUCCUCCACCGCACAGUACACUACUACAGGCACCGGCCCAGCUCCCACCGCCCCCCCGAGCAAACGCCAGUGCCGCUCGCUGUCCUUGUCUGAUGAGUUCAGUGGCUUCCGUUCAUCCUGGAAGCCCCAAGGAUCACGAGUGUGGACCACCGUGGAGAAGCGCAGGUGCCACAGUGGAGGCAGUGUCAGAGGAGCAGGCAGCCAUUUUCCCACCAUGCAGCGCAGCUCCAGCUUCAGUUUGCCCUCGCGCUCCUGCGUCCCCUCAGAUGGAGCCCUGGACCUGCCAUUCUUCAACCAGCGGCUGCCUCUCCACCCCCAGUUCACUGCUUCUCCAGUGUCCCCUACCUCUCCUUCCUCACAUCAUCAUCAUCAUCACCACCACUCCCGCAGUCACAUCUUCCUCAGGCCUCUCUCGCUCUCCCAUGAGCAGAUCAGCCUGACAGAGCUCCAGAGGGAAGAGGCGUCUGAAGCCAGCUCUCCAGACUCCACCCCAGAGCUGGGGAGGCGAGCUGGAAAGAAAGGCGGGGGGAGGGGCUGUCUGUCCCGUAGCAAGUCGCAGCCCUGCGUGCUGAACGACAAAAAGACCGCUGUGAAGCGCAGGAGGCAAGAGGACGCCCAGGAGCAGAGGCCCUCCCUGGACUUGGCAAAGAUGACACAGAAACUUCAGACCUUCCAGAGCUUGAGCUGCCCUGGGUUCUCGGCCUCCGAAAGCUGCCAGUCAAGCCUGCCGCCGCCCCCCUUUGAGACGGCCGUCCAGUCCGAGUCGGACUUCACGGCUGUGUCUGAGCCGGGAUUAGAGUCGUGCCAGGAUGCGAUAGGAGACGAUGAAGAGGAGGAGGAUUCAUCCUUUGAGGAGCUCGAUAGCGACUCCGCUUGUAGCGUUGACUCCCGGUCCGGGUCUCCUGUGGACAUUGUGGACAGUAAACGCACCCUCUGGAAGGGUGACUGUGGGACACAGAGAGACAUUUUCCAGCUUGGGGGGGAACUUGAUAUUGACCAGAUUGAAAGAAACUGAACAUUGUUUAGAGGGUUUUUUGAAGACUCUUUGAACUGUUAAAGAAAGUUGCAUUUGACAAACCAAGAAGUGGCUUUCAAGAUGGGCUGCAAGACGAGUAAUGGUCAACUUUGAAAGGGAAGUGUUGGAAGAACUAGGAAAGUUGUAGAUUAAAACAAACAUUUGUUAAAAACUGGCCUCUUAAGGACUUGCCUUGAACAUUCUUACUGUUUGAAUCAAAGAGCAGAUCCCUUGGUUAUUUUCUUGUUUUAUUUGGGGUAUUUGGUUUAACUCAGGAGUGGGAAAGUGAUGGGCUAGUCUAAAGAAAUUUCCCUGCCGUCAUUGUCUUUACAAUCCGGAUACUUUUCCAAAGUCAACUCACCUUAGGUUAGUAGUACUGUAGCAGUAGCUGGGAUCUCCAGCUUGCAUUUCAGUGAAGCUGAAGUGUCUUCUCUGUGGCUUAUCUUUGCCUUCCCUCCUUACCGUUUGUGCACACAUGUUAAUCUUUUUGAAUGUAGGCUGGAUAAGCUUUAUGAAGAGUUCAGAAAAUAAGAAGUGCCUUCUUUUGGAUUCUUGCUCUUGUAGUUCUUUUCAAUAAACUUUCCUCACUCAGAGCCACCUUUUUCUGGCGUUCAUAUGCAAAUUAUAUAUUUGAAUUAAACACUGAAUCUCUGAAUUUUGAGUUCUAACUGCAGCAUGUAUUUUUGUACGUAACAGUUUUUUUUAUAAGCUGUUUGUGAAGGAGCAAGAUUACAAGGCCAUUCUUUUCACAGAAUGGAAAUUAAAUAAAUUCACAUUCUGCA